Molecule: messenger RNA, 6570 nt
Organism: Temnothorax curvispinosus
Lineage: Eukaryota; Metazoa; Arthropoda; Insecta; Hymenoptera; Formicidae
Product: serine/arginine repetitive matrix protein 2
Exons: 3
Coding region: 1041-6296 (1751 amino acids)
Source: RefSeq, a predicted model, not a curated record
AUUAUAUCUCUUCAACUUCUCUUCCUUUAUUUUCUGCAACGCAGCAUUUUUAAUUUUUAAUCACGUUUUUAGUCAUAUCGCUCGCAUUAAUAGCGGCAAGAAAUAUUUAGAGAGACGCGACUUUGUACAUAAUUAAAUAACGAAAGACACGCGAAAGCGCUGCCGUCGUUGACCUUCCUUGAUAAUUAAGACACCGGUAAGUGGCGUUAACGCAACGUAGAAUACCGCAGCUGUACCCUAAUUCCGUGCUGCGUUAGCAGCACUCGUCAGCGUCAUUUAUCGCUGAGAGAUGACGACGGCAGCAAGCUCGAGUAGUUCCGUAACGUUUCACAAGCCACGUCGAUUCGCUUUCUUCCUCGAUAACUGAAGAUACCAACAUAUACCUCGUUAACACGUUACAGAAAUACCGUCAGAAAUCGCUUUUGGUACUUGGCCAAUACGCGAGAUUCUCAUCGGCGCGACUUUUUCUACGUUUACCGAGCUAAAGCCAAAUGAAGAAGAGGAGGAACACGGCCGUCCGAACCUGGCCGGCCGCGCGGCAAUGCACCCGCAGUGAAAUUUGCCGCGACGGUCCGCGUGGACCGCGGAUGCACCAGGUGACCCGGUGGCUCGCACGGUUCGAGACAGUGUCGCAGCCCGCCGAAUACCGGAGACUGCUAUAAAUAAUCCGAUGUCCGCCCCGGUCGCGCUUGCGAUGGGCGGCCGAGGGUACUGAAGGGAGUCGCCUAGGAGCCGCUGCAGUGGGCUGCUCUAGCCGGCCGCUCAGCCUCCUUUUCUCUACUCUGUCUCUCCCCUUAAUCCGUCUCUCUCUUCCUCUUUCUGUCUCUCCCUCUUCCCUUCGAUCUGGAGGGCGAAGAGAGUAUUUCGUGAACGACGUCUCGGGAGGAACGACGAAACGUCGUCGUCGUCGUCGUCGACGUCGUCGUCAUCGUCGUCGUUCCGUGAUCUUGUUCAGGUAGGCAGAUAGAGGAAGAGGAGACUGGAGGUGGAUUUAGUGCCGGACCUCCGUGUGCGGCCGCGGCGUUUCUCCGGGGGUGGGGAUGGAGCCGGAGCAACGAGGACGCGCUUCGCGGGCGUCGUCGACGUCGAGCCUCGGACGCGAGGUCCGUUGCGGGUGUCAGUACUACCAGAGCGACUCGCUUCUGCCGGAACGACGUGCUCUCCUCGUCAGACCGUCAUCCAGGACGAUGCAGCAGCCACCUGCGGUCCGCUGCAGCGAGCACGAUUACGAACCGAUCGCGCCGCCGCCGUCGCUGCCGCAUCCGGCGAUGGCACCGGUCGUGCGAAUCACCGACACGGACGUGAUGCCCGUCGCCGACAGCGACGACAGCAUCGACGACCGGGGCCGGCUGCCGCCGGAGCUGCUCCUGGACGGCGACGUGAUCCUGCCGCUGGAUGGCAAAAUCGAGGACAGCGCGAUGGAGGGCCGCGAGCUCGGCGAGACCGGCGGCGAGACUUCCGAGGAACACGAACCCACGGCGCAGCAGUUUCAGGACAGGCUCGAGGAGCGAUUCCUCGCACCCACUCCCUACACGGAGUCCAGAACCGACGGCGAGAUCAACACUAGUCAGGUAGACUCGUCGGCGAUGGAGGAGCUGCCACUUCGGCGCGGCGCUCGCGGCCUACCUCAACGACUGAAGACACAAGCUGGCAAGCUGCGCUCUCGGCUCCGUGGUUUCCAGCGGCCCACGUUCUCGUUCCCGCAGAAACGGCAAAAACCCGAAAAAGCAACGACGACAACGACGACGACGACGAUAACGACGGUGAGAUCGGCGGCGGCGAGCAGCGGCAAGUCGGACAAGUCCCGCAAGUCCGAAAAGAAGCGGCCUAGCAGAAUCGACCGCAUAAGAACGUCCAUCUCCGAGAAGACGGGAAAAUUCAGUCUGCCCGACAGGUCCAAAUUUCACCUGCCGGAGAGACCGAAGUUCAGUUUCCCGGACAAGUCGCGCUUCCAUUUGCCGGACAAGUCAAAAUUCACCAUCAAGAAGCCCAACAUCCGCCUGCCCGACGCGCUCGCUCGCGUUAGGCGGCCGCCUUCUAUGCGCGAGCAGCAGAAGCAGCAUUCGACAGAGUCCACUGCCGGCUCUAAACGCAAUAUCUUCGAUUUCGCCACGUAUCCGCGUAUUUUCGACAAGAAGUCCAGGAAGCGCGGCGAGUACGCGACGUCCUCGCCCAAGGACUCUAGAGCCCAGUCAGCGGAGAGCGCGACCUUUCCUCGCGCUCGGAAGGCAAAGUCCUUCGGCGCCAGGUGGACGCAACGUUUCGGUGACUCGGCUUACGUUCAGGAUCAGGAUCGUCCGGAGGAAGCGGCGGGGAGCGGCGGCUCUCCUCCGUGGCAUCAGAGUUCCAUGGAGGAACCGCCGAGAUUGUCCGCUAGAACGGAGGAGGAGAUAUUGGCGGCGGCUCGCGCGAUUCCGUGGGAGGAAACGAGAAAACGAGUGCAAUAUGACGAGGAGGAGAUAGAGUACAUGGACUACGAGCAGGAAUCGUCAGAGAUGUCGGAUCGACAUCCCGCUCCUCCGAAAAGAUCCCACAAGUCGCGAAGGCGGGAAGUGUCGUACGAACCUGAGGAAGUGAUAGAUCCAAAAUUAUAUGACAAUCAAGGAAUAAAACACGUUCAUCGAGAUGAGGAGAACGAGGAUGCGGCAAUGCAAGAUGAUUGGCAUGCGGAUCAGCAGAUGAUGCAGCAAGAGAAAUUCAAACCAAUCCCGAGAUCGCGAUCGUUGGAGGAAGACAUGGCACGAAUUCUGGAGCAAGAAAGAUACGAGGGAGCGUUCAUGGCGGUGGAUCCGAUUCUAUUUGAACUGCGCAAGGUGCCGUCCGAUGAGGAGGAAGGCGAAGAGGAACCCGAACCUUCCUCGAUACAAUCCGAUCGGGAGCAACAAGCGUCCAGCGGUAGUUCCUGCGAUCGAAGGCGUCGCGGAGUGAUAGAGGAGAUCGACUCGGACGAGUUCUUUCUGCGGGCGAGCGGUAUCAGCCAGGAUGACAUGAAUCUAGGCAAUUACUUGACCGACGAAAUCCGAGAUGCUCUCAGGACAGAAGUCGUCAGCGCGUUGCAAGAUGACGAGCUUCCACCUACCCCGCCUCAACGUCCUAUGAGAACGCGGACUUUGAAAAAGCAGAAGGAAGAUUUAGAGGAGUCCAACGAAGCGGUACCACCGGUCAGACCAAAACGGGAACGAUCGGCGGCGGCGCGACACAGUCGAGAGGCAUCGAUCACGGACGAGAGGUUCCGCGAGCGCACCAGGAGUGACUCCAGAAGCGACUCCAGACACCGCGUGGUAUAUCAGGCGGAGGGCGAUCAACCGGAACCAUUGCAGGAGCCAUUGGACGACAUAGUCGUGGUGAAACCGGUGCGCAGAAAAUCGAGGUCGUCCUUGCGCAGUCACUCGCAGCCGCCGAUGGAGACGUCGAUACUCUCCCCUUCGACGCCCGUCACUAUUGUACCCGAUUCGUCCGCUGCUCCCUCAACCAUGCCACCGGUCGUGCCGACACGCAGAAAGCGUUCGCACCGGGAAACGGUGGUGGACCGAAGAAACGGUGACGUGGGCGCACCGAUUUGCAAUGGUCAUCGCGACGAGUGGGAGAUCGAGAUCGAGUCCAGGAAGCCGGCGAUUCCGGCGAGAUCGUCGCGAUCACGACAAUCGCUAGACGAGCGAUUCGCCAACGGCGACGUUGUCAUGUCUGCGAGUCACGAGGACAUCGAGGAUUUGGACGCGCGGCUUCGACGGCAAGACGUCGCGCCGGAACCGGUACCGAUACCACCGAAACGACGAUCCCGCUCGAGAACGACGUCGGUCGCCGCCGACGAGGACAGGACGUCGCACGGCGCGGAAUCCCUGCCGGAGGCCGGUUACAUCGAGGAGGACAUCCCGCAAGAGGACGAGAACAGUUCGGCGCGAGAUCUCUCGGGUUACGCGAUCGUGGAGAAGCGGGAGAGGCCGCCUAGACCACCGCCGCCCAGAAGAAAACGCGACAAAUUCGCCACGACGCCGAGACCGACGCCGCCUAAGCGACCCCAACGAGCGUACAGCACCCUGGGGCCCACUAGAACGAGGGACACCAGCAUGACGUCGGAGACGAUCAUCAGCAUGACUCUACUAUCAGCUGAAUCCGUGCCGUACAUCGAAGUCGGCGCGGACGAGAUGGAACAUCGGGACCUCCGUAAUGGCGAAUUGGUUAACAAGAUACAAGGCCGCCCGCUUCCGGCGCCGCCGCGGCCACCCAGGGCGAGGAAGGAGCACGCGGUCGGACGACCUCGCACCCCGUUCGAAUACGCGGAGGCAAUGGAGGUGACGGCGGCGACGCAGACCGAUCCAUUGCCGGAUGAUAUGGUGAUCGAGGAGAUCACCCAGGCGAAGCUCAUAAUGACACCCUCCAGAUCGGGCUCGCAGAUAAUGGUAUCGAUGGAUCGUAUACCUAGUCCAAGCAGAACGACUACACCUCCCGUACCUCCGCUACCGAUGCCACAGUUUCUGCGAAAAGAGGAAGAGGAAGAGGAAGAAGAAGAAAAAGAGGACGAGCGGCUGUCAGGAGAAGAGGACAUCCGAAUAGCAUAUGACACGGUGUCGCUAACAUCGCCGUCGCCUACAAGAGAGAUCGAUCUGAAGAACAAGCACAGAUCGGCACCGCAUCUGGAGGAACGCGUCACGGAAGAAUCGCAAUCGCGGCCUCAAGUCAGGACGGGUCUAUUAUCCGACGAGCCGCUGAGAAUCGGCAGUCUCGAGGUCGGAGAUUUAAAGGUCGAUCGACUGAGUGUGUCGCAGAUAGAAGCGCACAAAAUCGUGGCGUCUGAGGUGGACGCGAUGAUGAUUACGGCGUCGGAAUUGAGAGGCGGCGAUUCCAUGGAGGACAGUUUUUCGCCGGCCAUUAUCAGAGAACUGAUGGCGAUCAGAAGCCACUUGGAGACCGUGAUGACUACCCAGGCACAAGAGAGACAUCGCGAAAGCGAGAAGGAAUCCGCGAGCCACGCGACAACCGACAUUCCCACCACGGAGGACAGUCAAGUUCAGGAGCGGCAAUCUGCUUCGCAAGAUGUUUCGCCGGAAGCGGCGAGGCCCAGCGAGACUGUCGGACCAGCGUCGACGGAAGAUGAGAAGACCGAGGCUGGCGAGGACCAAAAGGUUGUUAAAACAAACGUAGUAGAUGUCAGGGACAAAGAGAUAUCACACCCCCUCUCAAUUGCUCAAACCAAAGAAUCCCCUCCCCCACAGACAUUUACGAUAGAUGAAUUAGAGUCCAAGGAUAAAGAAUCUACCACACAUUUGCUCACGGUCGCUCAAGAUAAGUCCUUACGAAUUUUAGAUUCCGAACAUCCCCUAACUUUGAGUUCGCGAACCACGUCGGGCUCCCACGUGGAUGAAUCUCGUGCCUCAUAUCCUCGGUCGGAUGCGUCUUCAACCCGAUCCUCCGAAUCGAGAGAGACGCCGGAACGCGUUGGCGAACCUCCAAGUAUCUCUGUCCAGACUACUACUACUAUUAUUACUACCACUACUUCUACUUCUACUACUACUUCUACUUCUACUGCUACUGCUACUGCUACUGCUACUUCUACUUCUACUACCGAGCUGGGCGCAACGGGUCUUCGUGGCAGCAAGGACGAUGUGUCCGAUAGUAAAGAACAGACCCCUCGCAAGUCAAGAUCUAGAUCCUCCUCGCCUGGCAGAGGGUUCGCGCGGCAAACCGCGUCUCCGGUCCGUUCAUUGCCACCAGCCAUUUCCGUGACUCCUGAUACCCCCGAUUCGACCGUAUCAGGACACGGCGGUACCUCUACGGACGCUAAACCGCAGCGUGCCGUCAUUUCCUAUUCUUCGGACGCGAAACAGAGUGUCCCUAAAGACAGUCAUCAACCACAGCGCGCCGUUAUUUCCCACUCUUCUGACACAGGACAAUCCCUUACGGAAAAGCAAAGGGGGUCCUCUCAAUCGCCGGUAUCCUCCUUUCCCUUAAGCUCGACUCACUUCAUCGCCUUUCCAGCUUCCGAAAUUCCAGCUCAGUUCUUUUCUCUGAGUGAAACGCCAACGAGUCAACGCUCUGAUACAGAACCUGGUGUUAUAGACACUACGCGGCAGCUUCUCCGAGCACUCCGAUUAGUCGGUUUGAAAGCCAUGAGGUAUUUCAUAGGGUAUUUAACGUCUGCGUUAUGUAUGGACGACACGAGAGAGAAGAUCAGAGAUGUGGAAUUAGCAAUAUGCGCCUUGUUACUUCUGAUCGCAGGCUUGUUGAUAUAUUAUUUCAGUAGCACACGGACUGUGACACAUCAUCAUCAUUGGGAUUACUUUAAUCCCCCUCAAUAGCACUUCUACAAUCCGAUUUGUCAACAUCGUGUAUACAAAUUGGUAAAUAGUUCAUUGGUUCGUAGAAAUUAAAAUUUUAUAUUUUUAAUUGUAUAAAUUUUUAUAUAAGAAUUUUAUCUCGAAGAAAAUAUACAGACUAGGACACGACAAAGUAAGGAAUUUGAAUGGAAUUAUAGUUCUUGUACACGUAGAAUAAAACGAAGUGCCAGGUUUGUAAGAAACAAAUUGUAAUUAUAUUGCUAAUAUAUGCCAAAUAUACAAUUAUAAACUUUAA